UGGGGCCUGGCCCUGGCCUCGGUCGGGGGACCCGGGCUUCUUCCGGCUUCUCAGCCCCGGCCAGUUCUUUGGGUUCCCUUAGGCGCGCAAAACUGGUCCUUCCCUCCCCCCCAUCCCCCCCACGGGUGUGAGAGCCUCGCCCGCCACCCUUGCCCAGCCUUCGGUCGUGGUCACCUGGGGCGCGGAAGGGAACGACCAGCCCUCGAAAACUGGGACUGGGUCCCACACUUUAUUGCAGUCCUCCUCGACGCGGGAAGCCUCAGUGUUCUCCUUGGUGAAAUGGGGUCAAGAAUUGACGCGGCCUCGAAGGGUGUUGGUGAAUUCAGGGAGGGAGUUAGUACAUGAACAGAAGCGUGAAAUGCCAACAGGUGAGUCCUGAUUCUAGAGAUAGCUGCUGUUGACCUGUAACCCUAAGGACGAAAUAGCUGGCUAGCCUCAUUCUUGGUACAGGCACUUUGUGCUGUGAACUUUGCUGCUUUCAUUGUGUCCCGUGUACACCAUGUCCUUGAAGAUUCAGACCAGCAAUGUAACCAACAAGAAUGACCCCAAGUCCAUCAACUCUCGGGUCUUCAUUGGGAACCUAAACACAGCUGUGGUAAAGAAGUCAGAUGUGGAAACCAUCUUUUCCAAAUAUGGCCGUGUGGCCGGCUGUUCUGUGCACAAAGGCUAUGCCUUUGUCCAGUAUGCCAAUGAGCGCCAUGCCCGGGCGGCUGUGCUGGGAGAGAAUGGACGGGUGCUGGCUGGACAGACUCUGGAUAUCAACAUGGCUGGGGAGCCCAAGCCCAAUAGACCCAAGGGGCUAAAGAGAGCAGCAACUGCCAUAUACAGUGGCUACAGCUUUGACUAUGAUUACUAUCAAGACUACUUCUAUGCCAGGCUGUUUGAUUAUCGAGGCCGCCUUUCUCCAGUGCCUGUGCCCAGGGCAGUCCCAGUGAAGCGACCCCGUGUCACGGUCCCUUUGGUUCGCCGUGUCAAAACUACAAUACCUGUCAAGCUCUUUGCCCGUUCCACAGCCAUCACUACUGGCUCAGCCAAGAUCAAGUUAAAGAGCAGCGAGCUACAGACCAUCAAAACAGAGCUGACACAGAUCAAGUCCAACAUCGAUGCCCUGUUGGGUCGCUUGGAACAGAUUGCUGAGGAACAAAAGGCCAACCCAGAUGGCAAGAAGAAGGGUGACAGCAGCAGUGGCGGAGGAGGUGGCAGCAGUGGCGGAGGCACCAGUGGCAAUGCUGGUGGUAGUGGCGGCAACAGUGGCGGCGGUGGCAGCGGCGGCAGCAGCAGCCGGCCCCCGGCCCCCCACGAAGACACGGCCUCUGAGGCAGGCACACCCCAAGGAGAAGUCCAAACUCGAGAUGAUGGUGAUGAGGAGGGACUGCUGACACAUAGUGAGGAGGAACUGGAGCACAGCCAGGACACAGAUGCAGAAGAUGGGGCCUUGCAGUAAGCAGAAAUGGCCACCAGCAGAAGGGCAUCACUGUCUCAGGCCUCAAGCCAGGCACUCAUUUCUGGAUGCCAGUUUGUAGCGGGUACCAGAGGAAAGCUGGCAGCAGGCACUCCUCUCCCCAUGCAUCCCAGCCAGUGAGUGCUACAUCCUUUGCAAGUGGAGUUACUGGCCUACCCUUACCCCAUGCACUCUUCCUGUCUGCACUGCCUGGGCCAAAGGGCAGAACACAUUCUGCCCUUCUUCCCCAGGGCAUUCCUAGGCUUGGGGUUUUUCUAUAGGUUUGAAAGUAGGGGGGUGGGGUGGGGUGGGUGGGGGG
Messenger RNA from Peromyscus californicus insignis, 1760 nucleotides. It is a transcript of the gene Raly, whose product is annotated as RALY heterogeneous nuclear ribonucleoprotein. The record is from RefSeq and is a predicted model, not a curated record. Bases 500 to 1444 code for a protein of 314 amino acids. The transcript has 11 exons. Gene Ontology annotation, cellular component: nucleus. Gene Ontology annotation, molecular function: RNA binding. NCBI's taxonomy places the organism in Eukaryota, Metazoa, Chordata, Mammalia, Rodentia, Cricetidae.